This is a messenger RNA of Centrocercus urophasianus (Greater sage-grouse), 4229 nucleotides long. RefSeq names its product sortilin related VPS10 domain containing receptor 1 (gene SORCS1). Gene Ontology annotation, biological process: post-Golgi vesicle-mediated transport. Bases 117 to 3896 code for a protein of 1259 amino acids. Lineage: Eukaryota; Metazoa; Chordata; Aves; Galliformes; Phasianidae. Gene Ontology annotation, cellular component: membrane; Golgi apparatus. The transcript is spliced from 28 exons. Gene Ontology annotation, molecular function: protein binding. The record is from RefSeq and is a predicted model, not a curated record.
CAGCAGCCUGAAACUUUAUGGAGUUCUCGCAGUGUUUUCCCCGCGGUGGGUAGAUCGGCAGCACCCCGCUCGCUCCUUCCUGCUUUCUCCCUCUCACUCAUCAGCAGUCAGCAGCGAUGGAAAAAGUUGCUGGCUGGUACCCAGCCUGGCACGUUGCUCUCCUGUACUGGACAUGGCUUUUCCUCUUCACUUUUGGCUUUACCGGCGCAGAAAUAACUUGCAGAUCCUGCCAUUCCCAGGUGAAGCCGCAGCAGCAGCAUCCGCAGCAGGGAUUACCGAUGCAUUUGAAGACCGACAGGGGAGAAGAAGAACAGUGGAGGAUCCCGGGGGAGCAGGGAGGUGAGAGAGGGCAAGGGGCCGGGAUGGAUACGGAAGAUGCCGAGCUUCAAGCACCCUUCGACCCUGCUGUGGAGGGGACCAAAUUCAGCGGCUGGGAGACCCGCAGCUGGGCGAGCGACCCGGAGAAAGAGCUCGGGGACGGCCGGCCCGAAGCAGCGGCAGCUCCUACCGGGGAGUACCUUCAGCGGGGUCACUGGGGUGGCCGGCGGAACUCGACCCGGCGGCGGCGGGGCCGCAGCCCUCGGGGCACGGCGGGGCCGGGCGGUGCCGCGGGGCGGGAGCCGGGGGGCUCCGGCGCCGCCCGCUUCGGGCUGGAGGAGCUGCGGCUGGGCAGCACCACCUUCGCCCUCACCGGCGACUCGGCGCACAACCAAGCCAUGGUUCACUGGUCGGGCCAAAACAGCAGCGUGAUUCUAAUUCUGACAAAGCUAUAUGACUACAACCUGGGAAGCAUCACAGAGAGCUCUCUUUGGAGGUCAACAGAUUAUGGGACAACAUAUGAGAAAUUGAAUGAUAAAGUUGGCCUGAAGACGAUUUUGAGCUACUUAUAUGUCUGUCCAACAAACAAACGAAAGAUUAUGCUGUUGACUGAUCCAGAGGUUGAGAGCAGCUUACUGAUUAGUACUGAUGAAGGUGCCACGUAUCAAAAAUACCGUCUGAACUUCUACAUUCACAGUCUGCUCUUCCACCCAAAGCAGGAAGACUGGAUCUUAGCAUAUAGUCAAGAUCAAAAGUUAUUCAGUUCAGUGGAGUUUGGCAGAAGAUGGCUGCUUCUUCAUGAAGGAGUUGCACCAAACAGGUUCUACUGGUCUAUGAUGGUGUCCAGUAGAGAGCCAGAUCUUGUGCACCUGGAGGCAAAGACAGUGGAUGGUCAUGCCCAGUACAUCACCUGUAAGAUGCAGAACUGCAGUGAAGCCUCACAAAACAAACCUUUUCCAGGCUACAUUGACCAUAACUCCCUGAUCGUCCAGGAUGACUAUGUCUUCGUUCAGGUGACAUCAGGUGGAAGACCGCAUUAUUAUGUUUCUUAUAGGAGGAAUGCAUUUACACCGAUAAAGCUGCCAAAGUACUCCUUGCCCAAGGACAUGCAUGUUAUCAGCACAGAUGAGAGUCAGGUGUUUGCAGCUGUUCAAGAGUGGAACCAGAACGACACAUACAAUCUGUAUAUCUCUGACACCCGAGGGGUGUAUUUCACCCUGGCAUUGGAAAACGUCAAGAGUAGUCAAGGGUUGGAUGGGAAUGUGAUGAUUGACCUCUAUGAGGUAGCAGGGAUAAAGGGAAUGUUCUUGGCUAACAAGAAGAUUGACAACCAAGUGAAAACUUUCAUCACCUACAAUAAAGGGAGAGACUGGAAUUUGUUGCAGGCUCCAGACACUGAUCUGAAAGGAAACCCUGUUCACUGUCUCCUGCCCUAUUGCUCCCUUCAUCUUCACCUGAAGGUCUCAGAGAAUCCCUAUACCUCAGGAAACAUUGCCAGCAGAGACACUGCCCCCAGCAUUAUUGUUGCUUCAGGUAAUAUAGGCCCUGAACUAUCAGACAAUGAUAUCAGUAUGUUUGUUUCUUCUGAUGCUGGAAACACAUGGAGACAGAUCUUUGAGGAAGAGUACAGUGUUCUGUACCUGGAUCAAGGAGGAGUACUGGUUGCCAUAAAACACACAUCUCUGCCUAUCAGACAUCUCUGGUUAAGUUUUGAUGAAGGGAAAUCCUGGAGCAAGUACAGUUUCACAUCACUCCCACUGUUUGUAGAUGGAAUUUUAGGGGAACCUGGAGAGGAAACUCUUAUCAUGACAGUGUUUGGACAUUUCAGUCACCGCUCAGAGUGGCAGCUGGUGAAAAUUGAUUACAAGUCCAUUUUUGAUCGGAGAUGUACAGAAGAGGACUACUGGACUUGGCAACUCCACAGCCAGGGAGAAGCUUGCAUCAUGGGAGCAAAAAGGAUCUACAGGAAGCGCAAGUCAGAGAAGAAAUGCAUGCAAGGAAAAUAUGCUGGGGUUAUGACUUCAGAGCCAUGUGUAUGCACAGAUGCAGACUUUGACUGUGAUUAUGGAUAUGAACGUCACAGCAACGGGCAGUGUUUACCAGCAUUUUGGUAUAAUCCAUCUUCCUUGUCAAAAGACUGCAGCCUUGGCCAGAGUUAUCUCAACAGCACUGGGUACCGAAAAGUUGUUUCUAAUAACUGCACGGAUGGUGUGAGAGAGCAGUACACAGCAAAACCACAGCAAUGUCCUGGCAAAGCUCCCCAGGGACUUCGCAUAAUAACCUCUGAUGGCAAACUGACAGCUGAGCAAGGACACAAUGUCACUUUUCUGGUGCAACUGGAAGAGGGAGAUCUCCAAAGAUCCCUCAUUCAGGUGGAUUUUGGUGACGGCACCGCUGUUUCAUAUGCCAAUCUCAGCUCAACAGAAGAUGGGAUCAAACACACCUACCAGAACGUGGGCAUAUUCCGAGUGACCGUGCUGGUGGAAAAUAGCCUGGGAUCUGACAAUGCUGUCCUCUACCUGCACGUAACAUGUCCCUUGGAACAUGUUCAUUUAUCUCUUCCAUUUGUCACUACGAAGAACAAGGAGGUCAAUGCCACGGCAGUACUGUGGCCAAGUCAAGUGGGAACACUUACUUAUGUCUGGUGGUUUGGGAACAACACAGAGCCACUGAUCACUUUGGAAGGGAGCAUCACAUUUACAUUUUCUGUAGAAGGGAUGAAUACCAUCACUGUUCAGGUCUCAGCAGGAAACACCAUUCUUCAGGACACAAAGACCAUCGCUGUGUAUGAGCAAUUUCGGUCCUUGAGGUUAUCCUUUUCCCCAAACUUGGAUGACUACAAUCCAGAUAUCCCAGAGUGGAGAAGGGACAUCAGCCGCGUAGUCAAGAGAGCUCUGGUGGAGGCAACAGGUAUUUCAAGCAAGCAUAUUCUGGUCGCAGUGCUCCCUGGCCUGCCCACAUCUGCUGAACUCUUCAUUUUGCCAUAUCAAGAUGCCACAGGGGAAAAUAAAAGAACAGCAGAAGACCUAGAGCAGAUUUCAGAAAUACUGAUCCAGAAACUGAACCAAAACUUCGUCCAUUUUGAGUUGAAGCCAGGGGUUCGAGUCCUUGUCCAUGCUGCCCAUUUAACAGCAGCUCCCCUGGUGGACCUCACUCCCAGUCACAGUGGUUCAGCAAUGUUGAUGCUCCUCUCUGUUGUUUUCGUGGGACUAGCUGUGUUUGUAAUCUACAAAUUCAAAAGGAAGAUUCCUGGCCUUAAUAUAUAUGCACAGAUGCAGAAUGAAAAAGAUCAAGAGAUGGUCAGUCCAGUCAGUCAGAGGGAAAGCAUACCUAAUGUCCCUCAAAGUGAGCUGAUGAGCCCUGAACAACUAGUAGAUGAGAAGUUGGAUGUCCAGCCCAUAGAGCAACCUCAGGCCACAGUCCAGAACCCAAGGAAAGGAAAUGCAGCCAAGGUAGUCUGGACAGAGGACUUCCAAAAGGCUUGUGGAUCACCAAGAGGUUUCAAGCCAAGACCCGGAGCGGAAGUAUUUCCACAGCUGCUGAGCCCCAGAGCACAAAAGAAAUCCCUACCUAUGUAAAUGGUUGAAUUGAGGACACCGAUAUAUAUCUAUAUUGGAGAAAAAAAGAGAACUCAUUGCAUUUGGACUUUUUAAUUCUUCAGAUGACAAAGGGUUUUUAGCUUUAAGCCUGUGCAUGUGGACAUUAUACUGAGACCAUAGCAGAACUGCAUUGUACAGGUGUUCAAUUUUAGUGGGGGGUGGGGGUGGGGGGAGGAACUGAUAUCACUAUUCACCCCUGAAGCCCUUCCCGUCACUCCUCCACUCUCUUUUCUUCUGAUCUGUCUCUAAUUUGUAGAAAAUUCAUAAUGAUAUAGGCCAAGAAUAUGCAUGGGGGUCUCUUCUUUAGGGAGA